UAUAGCUACAAUUGUCAUUGUUACAGUUUUGCCAGUGUUAUCAACAUGUUCAAGAUCAACCUUCUAUUUGCAUUUAGUCUGUGUUGUACCAUCAUAGUCGGUUAUACUAUGCGUGUGCAAUGUGAUUUAGCUGACGAUACGUCUAGUGCUUUUCAAGGUGGUUUUGCUUUCGAAAUGAUCAUGACGAAGCUGCAAUUUCUAGAAGAUCGUAGCAUUGCAAAUGAUCAACGCAAGGUGCAAAGAUCAUGCAGUGAGGUUCCUUCUUCUGGAAUAUACAACAUACAACCGGAAAAACCUUUCAAGGAACCGAUGAGCGUGCUGUGCGAUCAAGAAUAUGAUUCGGGUGGAUGGAUUGUGAUUCAACAUCGCUUCGACGGAUCGAUGAACUUCUUCCGGAACUGGAAAGAGUACAAGCAUGGGUUUGGAAAUUUGGAUGGAGAGUUCUGGUUGGGUUUGGACCGUAUUUAUCAGUUAACCGUAUCACGACCACAUGAGUUGGUAGUGCUGCUGGAAGAUUUCGAUGGCAACAAGACGUACGCGAAAUACGAUCAGUUCGAGAUUGGAGACGAAAGUGAAAAGUAUAUAUUGAAGAUGCUAGGUGAAUAUUCCGGAAAUGCGGGCGAUUCGUUAGUAUUUCAUAAAAACAUGACAUUUUCAACAUUCGAUGAGGACAAUGAUACACACGACAUAAAUUGUGCAAUCACAUAUACUGGAGCCUGGUGGUACCAUAAAUGUCAUCACAACAAUCUCAAUGGAAAAUAUCUUCGCGGAGCAACGGAAGAAUAUGCAACUGGGAUGGUAUGGCUCACGUUUCGAAGAAAUUAUUAUUCAUUAAAAACUUCAAAAAUGAUGAUAAGACCAAAGAAGCCAUUAGUUCACUAACGAAUAUAUUUCAAUAUCAGUAGCAAUAUCUUUCCAGGCAUAUAACGCCGUUAUUGUACGAUCGAAAUGUGAUACAAGGCAAUAAACCAUACAAAAUAAGUGUUUUAAUUUUGUUAA
Messenger RNA from Anopheles funestus (African malaria mosquito), 999 nucleotides. RefSeq names its product ficolin-1-like. The record is from RefSeq and is a predicted model, not a curated record. Lineage: Eukaryota; Metazoa; Arthropoda; Insecta; Diptera; Culicidae. The coding region runs from base 46 to 882 and encodes 278 amino acids. The transcript is spliced from 3 exons.